AUGUCUGCAACUUCUUCUGCAAACGGUCAACCAUACCACAAAUCGUACGUUCUGUACUCCACAUCAGGCCGAACACCAUGGUCCAACCCAUCAACCCAAACCUCAAUCUAUCGAGGGUCCGCCAAAGGCCAACCCGAAGCUUGGAUAAGCUACAUCAAAGCUGCUCAUGAGGCGAACCCUGAUCCAACAGGUUUGAGUUCAAGUAGCUGGAUCCAAACCAGUCAAGGGGUUAUGGAUUCCGCUAAAGAUACGAUGGAUUGCCUACGAUACGAUGCCGAUGAGGAAGAUACAGCAUUCGUACCCGUUAGUCAAUCAGUUUUAGACGAAUAUAACCGAUUGGUUGACCAUGUCGAUUUCACCCCUGGUUGUGUUGGGUCAAUCCUUUGUUUCCAUGAUGGUUCAACCAGAGGAUACGUUAAACCUGAUGACAACGCAAGUACUUUAGAGGAAAAUGCCAAUAGAGUUCGAUGGGCCAUGCAAGAAAACAGCUCAGACCAAGGUAUCGUCGCUUGGAAUGUCAAAGAUCGGGGUAUGAUGGAUUUACCUUUCUUGAUUUAG
This is a messenger RNA of Kwoniella botswanensis, 558 nucleotides long. RefSeq lists its product as uncharacterized. The transcript has a single exon. Bases 1 to 558 code for a protein of 185 amino acids. The record is from RefSeq and is a predicted model, not a curated record. Lineage: Eukaryota; Fungi; Basidiomycota; Tremellomycetes; Tremellales; Cryptococcaceae.